AUGCCCAAAGCGCCCAAGGAGGCAUUCUAUGCCGUACGUAGAGGCGUCAAGCAAGGAGUGUAUGCCUCUUGGGACGAGGCGAAGAAGUAUGUUCUCGGGUGUCCAGAUGCUAGAUACAAGAAGUUCAAGACUCGCGAGGAGGCACAUGCGUUCGCGUUCCCGACGCAGAGCACCCCGACAACCCGCGUUGCCAUCAAGCGCGAGGCCUCGACGCAAGCGUUGACAAGCACUCCGUCGGCGUCUCAGGUGCCGAAGGUUGUGUUCUACGGAGUGCAGAAAGGUCGACAGCAAGGCGUCUUCGAGUCGUGGGACGAGGUCCAAAAGCAAGUCAGAAGCUACCCGGACGCGAAGCAUAGAUGCUUUUGCACGCGGCAAGAGGCGGAGGAAUACGUGGCGGGGACGUGGCAAUCCCAGCCCACGGAUCGCUGGAGCGAUACGCCCACCCAGUGCGUCAAGACCGAGGCAUCCGGUACAAAUCCCCUGGCCUCGGAAGAGGAGGAUUCCGAUUUCGACUUUAACGUAGGAUUCGGAGACGACACCAAUUCUGACUCUGACGUUGCGACCCCACCGACAUCGCCAUCCUCCAGGACGCACCACUCCACCACCAACUCAAAUGCCGAUUCUGAUUCUGACUCUGAUAUCGAGAUCCUCCCUGACGUCAAGCCUCACAUCGUUAAGCCUCAUCGGACUGCGGCCGUGACUACAGCAGCUAAGAACGCGCGUUUUCUCGCCAUCAAACAGGAGCUCGACGGACCCCCGCUCAGCCAAGUGCAGCAGUAUUUCAAAGACCUUCCCGAGAGCCAAAGCGUGCCCAAGCACAGCUACAUCGAGGCGUUUUAUGACCUGUCGCGACAGCAACGCUGGGACAAAGUCAGAUUCAAAGCCGAACGGUGGAAGUUCCAGUCCGCGUACGGUCGAGACUUCGACCAGAGGUACGGCACGGACCCUAACAGUCUCCAUUCCUGGCAACAGCUCUGUCGUGCCAUCGGCAUCCACCAGGAUGAGAUGCCGACGGACUUGUGGUCUUGUCGAGAGCUCGUUCACAACACGCAUGUUAACAUCUACGACCUGGUGGAUCAAGAAGACCUGGACACGCCAGUCCAGCAGUUCGCCACCGUCAGCGACCUUUCGGACUACUGUUACAACGAAAACAAGUUCUUUCCGUUGGAUGUUGCGAAGAGGGACACGUUAUUACAGCAUCUCCUCCGCGAAGUGGCGUAG
This is a messenger RNA of Punctularia strigosozonata HHB-11173 SS5, 1221 nucleotides long. RefSeq lists its product as uncharacterized. Bases 1 to 1221 code for a protein of 406 amino acids. The record is from RefSeq and is a predicted model, not a curated record. The transcript is spliced from 5 exons. Lineage: Eukaryota; Fungi; Basidiomycota; Agaricomycetes; Corticiales; Punctulariaceae.